AUGCCGUCAAGCCACGAAAAGGACAAGCCGUGGGACACGGACGACAUUGACAAGUGGAAGGUGGAACCAUUCAAGCCGGAGGACAAUGUGGGCGGCAGCUUUCUGGAGGAAUCGUCGUUCUCGACGCUGUUCCCCAAGUACCGCGAAGUGUACCUGCGGGAGGCGUGGCCGGGCGUUACGCGGGCGCUGCAGAAGCACGGCAUUGCAUGCGAGCUAGACCUAGUGACAGGUACGAUGACGGUCAAGACGACCCGGCGUACGUACGACCCGGCGGCGAUCCUGAACGCACGGGACCUGAUCCGACUGCUGUCGCGGUCUGUGCCGGCACCACAGGCGCUGCGGGUGCUGGAGGAGGGCGUGGCGGCGGACAUUAUCAAGAUCCGCAGUCUGGUGCGCAACAAGGAGCGGUUCGUGAAGCGGCGGCAGCGGAUUCUGGGGCCAGGCGGAUCGACGCUCAAGGCACUGGAGAUCCUGACGGAGACAUACAUUCUGGUUCAGGGCGGUACGGUGGCGGUGAUGGGGCCGUUCCGCGGGCUCAAGGACGUGCGCCGAGUGGUGGAGGACUGCAUGGCCAACGUGCAUCCGAUCUACAUGAUCAAGGAGCUGAUGGUCAAGCGCGAGCUGGCCAAGGACCCGCAGCUGGCCACCGAGAGCUGGGACCGGUUUCUGCCCAACUUCAAGAAGCGCACGCUGAGCAAGCGGCGCGUGCCGCUCAAAGUCACCGACAAGGCGGCCAAGCCGUACACAGCCUUCCCACCGGCGCCCGAGAAGAGCAAGGUCGACCUGCAGAUCGAGACGGGCGAGUACUUCCUCAGCAAGGAAGCCAAGAAGCGGGCCACCGAGACCGAGCGCCAGGAGAAGGCCCACCAGAAGAAGGAGGACAAGAAGCGCGAGCGGGAAAAGGACUUUGUGCCGCCCGAGGAGGGCGAUGCCAAGAAGCGCAAGAAGAAGAAGCGGAGGACGGAGGAGGCGGCCGAGGAGUAG
Grosmannia clavigera kw1407 is the source of this 984-nucleotide messenger RNA. Its product is annotated as rRNA assembly protein. The transcript has a single exon. Gene Ontology annotation, molecular function: RNA binding. Bases 1 to 984 code for a protein of 327 amino acids. NCBI's taxonomy places the organism in Eukaryota, Fungi, Ascomycota, Sordariomycetes, Ophiostomatales, Ophiostomataceae. The record is from RefSeq and is a predicted model, not a curated record. Gene Ontology annotation, cellular component: small-subunit processome; nucleolus.